Messenger RNA from Exophiala viscosa, 1071 nucleotides. Its product is annotated as DASH complex subunit Duo1-domain-containing protein. Lineage: Eukaryota; Fungi; Ascomycota; Eurotiomycetes; Chaetothyriales; Herpotrichiellaceae. The transcript is spliced from 2 exons. Bases 174 to 884 code for a protein of 236 amino acids. Gene Ontology annotation, cellular component: DASH complex; mitotic spindle. Gene Ontology annotation, biological process: mitotic cell cycle. The record is from RefSeq and is a predicted model, not a curated record.
CUUACGCGCAUUGCCCGCGGUCACACUAAAAUCCAGGGUCCCACGCGUAAAUGGGUUGAUAUUGUUUGGGCCUCAAUUGCGUCCACGCCGUAGUACCAUACAUGCAGCCCUUCAGAGGACAAUAAAAUCUGCUUUGGGCGCUUCGCCAUCGAAAAUCCGCCUUCUGGAACACAAUGGAUCCUGAUGAUUCACUGAUGGAUGACCACAAUGUGGACGAAAGUCUGUGGGAUUCGCCCGUCAAAUCGAGCAACGAUUCGGGAGAGCCACCAAGAGCCUUUGCCAAACAUGCCGACUCUGCGAAGCCUACAUAUCAAGAACAACAAGAGCGGGAACAAGGUCUACGGCGGGAGCUGGAAAGUGUUCGGCAGGUCAAUGAAGCCAUCGAAGGAGUUAUACAGAGUCUCAACAAGGCCAGGGAUAACAUGAAGACCGUCAAUGGCACCGUAGUCGCCGCGUCGACCCUACUCAAUACUUGGACUCGGAUCCUGUCCCAAACAGAACACAAUCAGCGACUGAUAUUGGACCCAUCGUGGGAAGGUGCCAGUCAGGACAUCGCCGAUAUCGAAGAGGAAACCCUCGAAAAACAACGCGCUGCUGAACGAAGGGAGGCAGAAGAGCAGGAGAAGAAGAUGGCAGCCGCGAAAAUUGCAGAACAGGAAGAGAAACGAAAAGCAGACCUCGCAGCCAAACAAUCGAGACCAACAUCAGCUCGAGGUGGCAGGUUAGGAGCUGGAGGCAGAGGACCCAGUGCAUCUUCCUCCUCGUCUGUCAAAGUUGGAGGCUCAAGCAGCAGCGGCAUCAAGCGUGGAACAUCUUCUACAGGCAGAGGGACUUCUGGCAUUGGGCGGGGCAUAUCUGGACGAGGGUCCCGUGGACGGGGUUGACAGCUGUCCGUGUUUCGGUGUCUUGGGUUGACUAUAUUCAACAACUCCAAAACGAGCGUAGGAUGGUCGCAACGGAGUACUGGUACUUUGGAUCUGCAGACAUCAAGUGUAUGAUGUUGGUGACGAUGUUGCUGAAUUCCAAAGCGGGAAGUUGCGCGUCCAAGCACCGCGCCAAGCCAGACCGCUC